AUGGCCGUACCAGCCCCUGCUCCUCCACCUCCCCGUAUGGUCAACCUGGCCACCCAGGCCACCAUCAUCGCCCCCAACCCAAUGUUACAAGGGGCUCUAAUGAUGCAGCAGAUGCAAGGUGAGAGCAUUUCAUAAUGUCAGCAAACGUAUAGACAAGUAGAUUGACAAUAUGGUAUUACAUCUUUAUAUCUACAUAGCUGGUGUGUACAUGCAAAAGCUGUAUGAGUCUCUGCAAUGUUAACACUUUGUUUUGAUUGCAAUCCCAUUGAUUUGGUGUUCCUUAUAGCUCCUAAUGCCACCUGAUAGAAACUAUGGCACCACCCUAUUGCUGAAAAACAGUUUGUUUCACCAUUUAGAUCUCUUUCUCAUACUCAUCCCCUAUCUCUGCCUCUCCCACACUUUCUCCUACCUCUCUCUCCUUCCCUCCUUCUUUCUCUGGCUUUCCAGGUAGCAUGCGGGGCUUUACAGCGAGUGGGCAGCAGUUCACCCAGUUCUUUGCUGCGGGGGCCCGGUCCUCUCUCCUGGGGCCGGUACCCAUGGGCAUGUCCAUCAAGAACCCCCACAUGGGCUUCCCUGCCCGACACUACCACCCCCACACCCGCUACUACAACAACAACAACAACAACAACGUAAUAACAACCUCUAUUUAACUAUGGAUAACUACAAGGCACUGAGCACCCACUCUGAGCGGUUUCUGUUUGACUAGCUAAAAGUUCUACUUGAGUUUUACUCUGAGUUGUUAAGAUUGCUUUGAUUGUUUUGAAACUGUUGGGACAAUGCUAUGAGGAGGCUUAAAGUGAAAAUCCACUCAAACUAUCGUUUGGUAUUUUUUUCCAUUAGUCCACAUUUGAUACAGUCCCAAAAUGUUUUGCAUGUUAGCAGUCAAGUUUUCAAGAUAUUGGACUUUCAAGAAGCAAAGUGUCACCGGCCACAUCAUCAUGAUGAUGCAAAAUGCGUAUAAUUAUACUGAAUUGCUCAAAUAAUAAGAUGUCUUUUACAUUUCUUAGUCCUCUAUACCUGUUGCACAUGUUAACUGUUGUUGUUUGCUGAGAGAGCAGUUGAUUGGCUGAUCAAAUGGCUCACUCUGUCCAUGUAGGACUAUUCUUCACGGCACCCGGAUAGAAAGAGGGAGCAGAGAGCCGUGGGGAGCACAGAUAACCAACCUGCAGCCAGCAGGACCCUCCCCAAUGACAAGACUCUCAAAGGUAGGACCGUACCUGAACACUCAACGCAAGAUAGCAACACCAGCUAGCAACGCCUGCUAGCACUGGUGUUCAUUCGCGUCUUUUCUUUAGAGCUAGUGAAAUCUCAGAAGUAUGAAAAGGGUUUGUUUUUUGGUUGCUUGCUCUUUUCCUAUGUCUCCUUCUCUGUAUGUUUUUGAGUGGGUGUGAAACAUUCAAUAUGUGGUUGGAACAGUAGAUAGCCCUGUGUCUCCCUCUCCCUACAGGUGGAGGAGUGGGAGGCCCAGGUGGAAAGGCACAGCCCUCAGUGCAACCUGAGCCCAAGGAGCCAGCACUGAAGAAGCAGAGGACAGAGGGGUAAGUAACACUGUUUUGAGUUGGAAAAAAAAUGCAUCCAGGAUAUCUCAAGUUAUAGAGCAGUUGGGUAGUUGUUUUGUUUACGUACCUAUUCAGAUUAGACUUAACUGAGUAUCCAUAUGUUGAGAUGAGUCCUUGGAGGGUAGCAGCUUGUAGUGACAUGUAACCUUCCCCCUCUGUCCCUCCCCUCCUGUUUCCUUUCUGUCUCAGGUCAGAGGAGACUGUGGAUCAGCCUCCUGAGACAGAUGGGGUCCUAGGUGCAGCAGUGUAUCAAUGCCCACAAGAUGACAGCCAGCUUGAAGGUGAGUGGUCUUGUAUACCAUCCUAGCCUCCUACUCUCACCGAGCUACAGCACUGGCCUUUCACAUGUGGCUUGGUGGGACUAGUGCUGCCCUUAUCUCACCUGUUCUCUCCUUUCCAUGAACAGACUGUUUCAUUCUGGAGGAGGGCGGGAGCACGGCUGGAUCAGAGGCUGCAGAGGCACUAGAGGAGAGCAGAGCAGCCGAGGUCAGUUUUAUCAUCGCGCUUUACUUAAGACCAAACUGUCAAUGUAAUGCUAGAUCAAACAGAUAGCACCCGACUUCUGCUCCCAAAAAGUGAUAUCAUGACCUGAUUUAAGGGCCCUCCCUGUGUAUGAGCAGGUCCAGAGUGGAGUGUCAGCAUUUACCCCAGGCCUGAAGGACUUGGCAGAGGGCAAGGCUGCCCCAGGGGUAUUGGAAGGGGGGCAGGAAGAGGGCAAGGAGGGGGGUGAUGCUGCCAACAAGUUCUAUUGCUACAUCUGCACCAUCACCUGUCACAACCAGCAGGUAGCGCAAACACAUACGCACGCACGCACACACACACACACCCACCCACCCUAAGGGUGUAAAGUGAAAUGUGUUUGCUUUUGGAUGGUCCAAGGCAAGCUCUCAGCUCGACGUAUCAGACAGAGGAAUCACUCUACUUCAUCUCUCUGUAUCUCUCUUUCCACCUCUCUGUAUCUCUCUCUUUCCAUCUCUCUGUAUCGCUCUCUCUCCCUUUCGCUCCAUCUCUUUUCCUCAUUAGGACUUCCAGAGUCACAUGAACAGCCUGGCCCACCAGCAGAGGAUGAUGGAGAUCCAACACAUGUCCAACGCCUGUCUGGUCACCCUGAUGCCCCACGUCCAGGAGUCACUACAGGCAGGCCGCAGGGACAGCUCCUGCUUCAGGGAUGGGUCAGUACUAAUGCACGUUGGUGACAAGUAAAGUAAGGACGAAAGCUCACCCAAAUAGGAAGGGUCUGCCUAAACUUGUCCAAUAAACACUUUUUUCGUUUUCCAUUGCAAAAUGUUUUGCUACGGUUUAUGUCUAUGAAUAUGACCCUGAUGGUCCUCAUAGAGCUGUCUGUGUUUAACACAGAGAGAAGAGUCCCGGCCUGCAGCGUUGGUGUGCCACCUGCCAAAUCCACUACACCAGUACAGUCAUGGACCACCGCAGGACCAGUGAGCACAAGCUGACCAUCCGCACCUCCAACCCCUCCUGUACUGUCUGCAAGAGUCACUUCAAGAACCCAUGCCUGUUCCUGGAACACAUGGAGUCCCAGGAGCACAAGCAGAGAGUCGACAAGGUGUGUCUGACGGUCUGCUCAUCUCUGCCUCGGCAGCUUGGAAAUCCAUUAAAUUGAUUACCUUUCUCGCGUCCCAGAUGUGGCCCUAUUCCUUAUAUAGUGCACUAAAUAGGAUUAGGGUGCUAUUUGGGACGCAACACUUGACAACCAUUCCCUCCCCCCUCUUUCUUAUUCACUGUUCUGUGCUCCUCCCACUACAGCUUCGGGAGGAGGGGGGGCCAGCGGCCUUGGCUGAACUGGUUGCCAUGGACGAACAGGGCUGUUUUGUAGAUGACGAGAAAGAGGAAUGGGAAGAUGGUGAACAAAGCAGCUCCCAUGGAAAGGUUAGGCAUCUCCUUGUACACACUUUGUCACACACGUCUCUUCUUUCCUGCUCUCGCGCUUUCUUCCAUGCACACAUUCACUUUUUCACAGGAUCAAUACUGGAGACAUUUUGAAGAUGUAUAUUCAUGUCGUCAUUAUUUUGUUGGUUUAGAUCUAUUUGGUCAUGUGUGUGUUUGGUGUGGCAGGAGGGCUGGCCUACCCAGAUGGAGGUGGCUCUACUAGAGGACGUAGAUGAAGAUGAGGAGUAUGACCCUGACACGGUGUACGGUGAGUGACACUCUUCCAGGGGUCACUGUCUCACAACACACCACUCACUGACUUGAAAAGCCAUUCUGAAUCAAUCAUUUAUCAGUUCAUGUUAUUUGUAUAUUGCACAUUAUGAUUUUGUCAUGUGCCAUUCCAUUUUCAUUGACUUACAGUACCUCUCUCUGCUCAUCUCCCAGGUUCUAGCUUUGUGGUCCCCGUGGCUGGGUUCCUCUGUAGAAUCUGCCAGCACUUCUACCAUUUUGAGUCCUCAGCCCGCCACUCGCACUGCAAGUCACUCAAACACUUUGAGAACCUCAAGGUUGGUUGUAUAAUCGCAUGUCUUGUAUAUGAAUUAAGACACCACACACAUAACAUUAACGGGUUUGCCUACAGUUGUCUCGUCUGUUGCAGUCAUCUCCUUUAAAUCCUAUAUGUUUGUGCCUUCUCUCCCAUACAGAAGUACAGGGCAUUGCGUAGCCAGAAGGAUGGGACAUUGGAACCUACUCCCAUAGAUGGAGAUGCAGAGAGCGAUAGUAACCACACCAUCUCAGGUUCAAACAGCCUGCCUUCAGAGCUCCUCAGCAGCCCAGCGUUACUGCAGCCCACCAUCGCCACCACCACACUGAGGCCCUCUAAGCCCUGCCCUGAACCCCAGGACAACACUCCCUCAGCCUCAUCUUCAUCCCAGCAGGACCUCACCACUACCACCAGCAGCACUAGGGGGACCCCGGGCCAAGCCACCCCAGAGCAGCAGAGCCUAGCAGUGCCUGAGGACAAGGAGGAAGAGCCAACCCCAGACCUAGGACAAGUCACAGAAGAUACAGAGGAGGAACCAGUCACGGGAGAGAUGGAAGAGGAGGCAGCUGCCCAAGACGAGAAGAUGGGCGACGGGAACGCAAAGGGGGCAUCCAAAAGAAGGUCUGGGAGGACAACACAGAGACGUUGAGGGAUGGAGAGAGAGUGGAAGAAAAAUAUGAUAUCCAGUACAAUCGCUACCCUAGGACAGGGUCGGUUAGUUUGGGACAGGGUCCCCCACCUCCUUUUCUGUAUAACUCAAUAGACCAAGAAAAGAACACCCUGGAAACGCAAAACCAGUGGUCCUCCAACCAAUAGUUCCUAGGUGUUUUGGUGUUGAUUUUUUUUUUAUAACACAACCACAACUAGAUACAGAUCUAUUUCUAACAGGCAUUCAGUUAAACCUGAUUGAAGAGGAGAACCAUGGGGAAACAAAUUGUGGAUGUGUGUGUUGCUAUUAUAAAGUGUUAAAAGGGUCAAGUGAAAACAAAGGUCAAUUGUAGUUCAACAACACGUUGUUGUGUUCAAUCUAUCUAACUCAAUAACAUAUUGUAGCCAAGUUUAUGAAGGGAGUGGUGUUGUUUUAGUCCAGGCAUUUCCCACAAAGCUAACAACGGUAGCUCAAGCUUUUAGUGAGACUUAGAAUGUAGCAUUUUAGCAGGUGACUUUUAUCUGGAAGAAGAAAAAAUGUGAUGGGGUGGGAACUAAACUGUACUUUUGUUUGAAUGUCAAGUAACGAUGAACCUUGAUUUGAUUCUAGCUUUGUUGAAGUGUUACUGUCUUUGACAUUUUAUUGUCUAAGACAUUUUUCACACAAACUCUGACCUGUUCUGCAGUUGUCUUGGGAUGUGUUCGCAGGUGAGGGGAUAGGAUAGAGGGGGGUUUCAAAGGGGAAAAGUCCUAACUGCUUUGUCUGUUUUGCUCAGAUACGUCCUGAGCUACUGGUUUCCCCUUGUCACUGUAUUACUAAAGCCAUUCUAACUGACUUGUUUAGCUCUUUAACCCCUUGGUUGCUGAAACUCUGCCUAAAUCCCACUGGUAUUGCUCCUAAGUCGCACUUGAACCUCCAAAAUGCUCUGCUAUAAGCUCAUAUGGCUUUGUCAAGACUGGAAGAAUUUUAGAUCAGUAGUGUUUCUGCAAUGUUAGGAAGCAGUGCAUGCUUUUAGUGAGCCUUCGAAUGUAGCUGCUCUUACUGCAACUCUCAUAAUGUUGUAAAACUGCUGGACUAGACAAGUCCUAAGACCAUCAAACUUUCCUUUAGAUGUGACUCAGAUAGGGAGAACACGUUGGCCUAGAACAGAUCCUCUUUGCCAUAGUUUGUUCUCAACAGAGAUAACCAGUUUUAUGUAAAGUUAAGUGAUCACUUAUAUUUUUCCUCACAGUUGGAAGCAUUAGGCUUACCUAUGGCCAGUUGAUACAAUUGGUGGAUUUCCAAACCCUUUCACCCCAUUAAUAUUUAUCAUUUCAAAUGUCCUGCAAUGUUGCAUUAACAAGCUUACACAUCACAACACAAACAUGACACUGUAAGAGUUUAGUAGUUUUGUGCCUGUUUUCCAACCUUUUCAAUUGCGUUGUUACUUCAUUCUUUUUUUCACACACAUCUUGUACGCUCCAGUACACUUGACUAGUAGAGUAAUUUUCAUUGAGUAGAAUUGUCUGUACAAGAAUUGCAUGGCAGAGUUGUCACCUUUCAACUGGGUAACAUAAUAUCAAGGUUAUUAUCAACACCAAUGAAGUGGAAUGAUAGGACCAUGAGACAUGACUGGUCAAAACCCAGGGCCCUAACUGGUCAGGAAACAAUCUUGGCCCCAGGCAUGGAGAAUUAAGUGUAUUUUCCCCAGUGAUAGUCAAUGAGUGUAGCAGACUAGCAAAGAAACUGAUAACCAGCAGCUCUGCUUUUGAAGAGCACCAAUAGAAGGAAUGGUAUGAUUCACCAGCUUGUGAUCUCAAAUCAAAUUGUAUUUGUCACAUGCGCCGAAUACAACGGGUGGAGACUUUACAGUGAAAUGCUUACUUACAAACCCUUCCCAACAAUGCAGAGUUAAGAA
Messenger RNA from Coregonus sp. 'balchen', 6536 nucleotides. NCBI's taxonomy places the organism in Eukaryota, Metazoa, Chordata, Actinopteri, Salmoniformes, Salmonidae. The record is from the annotation of a GenBank genome assembly.